Molecule: messenger RNA, 1898 nt
Organism: Ipomoea nil (Japanese morning glory)
Lineage: Eukaryota; Viridiplantae; Streptophyta; Magnoliopsida; Solanales; Convolvulaceae
Product: probable ADP-ribosylation factor GTPase-activating protein AGD11
Exons: 10
Coding region: 388-1602 (404 amino acids)
Molecular function (GO): GTPase activator activity; phospholipid binding
Source: RefSeq, a predicted model, not a curated record
GAAGUUAUCCAGUAAUUGUCUAACCAACCUUCCAACAACAAUUGACUUUUCUUCUUUUAUUUUUUUUUCCCCAAUUAAAAGAAAAAGAGUUCGGACAACCGAAAGAGAAUCUUUUUAUGAAAAUUUAGUUGAUUUUGAUGACGAAAUUUGUUGAUGAAUGUAGACAUAUGUUCAUGUAUGGAAUAUAUCCUGUAACUCUGAAUGCAAUUUGAUAUACCCUUUAUCAACCUAACAUCUUCUUCUUCUCUGCAUAUUUGUGAUACACAAUUUCUGGUGGAAUUCAAUUGAGAAUAAUUGGUGCCGAAGAAAUGGAUUCAUUAGGAUUAGGAUUGUAGUGCUGUGCAUUUAGCCUUUCUGAUCUGGAUCUUUCAUUUCAGAGGCUGAAAAAUGUCUGUUCAACAGGACAAUACACAGGACAAUACAGUGGGCAAUACAGAGGGCAAUAAUGUCUCUGGUGCCCGCCUCUAUGACCUUCUACAAAUGGACACUUCUCCAAGUGAUAGUGAUCAGAUGGAACCGCAAAUGCAAGACUAUUCUUUGAGUCCUCGAUGUAGACUAAAGGCUCUAAUGAAAGAGUCUGGCAAUCAAUUUUGUGCAGAUUGUGGAUCUCCCGAUCCAAAAUGGGUGUCUUUAAGUCUUGGAGUGUUUAUAUGUAUCAAGUGCUCGGGUGUACAUAGAAGCCUUGGAGUGCAUAUAUCGAAGGUGGUUUCAGUGAAAUUAGAUGAGUGGACACAUGAGCAAGUUGAUAUUUUAACUGAGAUGGGCGGAAAUAAUGUUGCAAACUUGAAGUACGAAGCUGCCUUUCCAGAAAAUUAUAAAAAGAUAAAGCCGGAUUCGUCCACCGAAGAGCGCAAUGACUUUAUCAGGAGAAAAUACGAGCUGCAACAGUUUGUGAAUUCCGAUUUACAUUUGAUGUGCCCGCUUCCAACAACUUCUUCUAGUUCAACCUCCGAGAAGAAACAUUCGGGUGGCCAUCGAAUCCAUGGUCUGGGAUUUGCAUUUCGCAACAGCUGGAGAAAGAAAGAGUCCGACACCCAGAAGGCGACUAGGAAAAGUAACUCAAUGGCAGGUAUGGUUGAAUUCAUCGGACUGAUCAAAGUGAAUGUGGUAAGGGGCACCAACCUAGCUAUCCGUGAUAUGGUAUCCAGCGAUCCUUAUGUUAUUCUAACCUUGGGAAACCAGUCAGUGAAGACGCGCGUCAUAAAAAACAAUUUGAACCCGGUGUGGAACGAGCAACUAAUGUUGUCAAUUCCAGAGAACGUCCCUCCUCUAAAAGUGCAUGUGUUUGACAAGGAUACAUUUACGACAGAUGAUUUUAUGGGGGAGGCGGAGAUCGACAUCCAACCUCUCCUCGUGGCUGCGAGAGCAUCUGAGAAUUCCACCAAGAACGAUCCGGUGCAGCAGCAGCCCCGGACACCAAAGAAAGCGGAAACAGAAAACGCCAUGCCCCCGCCCCUGCCCCUGCCCCCGCCCCCACUUCCACCAGAUGGCACUAUAAACCUCGCAGAAGGUACAGUGAGGCAGGAAAUAGUCUUAAAGCUGCAGAAUGUUGAGAGGGGAGUGUUGGAGGUUGAGCUUGAAUGUGUGUCUCUCUCACAAUAGUUCACAAAGUUAAACUGAAAACAAAAUCCAUUUGCAUUUGCACUACAGAUAUCAUAUGAUAGCUUAUUUUGCUUCAGAAACAGUUUGGGAAAAUUUUUGCAGCCUCUGCUGAGUUAGUUGUUGCUUCUAAGCUGCAAUUAAUCUCAGAGAUACUGGGGGGAUACCUUUGACCUAGAAACAGUGUGCAAUAUAAUGAUGUUUGUUUGAUGGAUGGAGGGGAUCCAUUUUUAGAUUUUCUAUGUAAAUUAAAUAAAUUCAUUAGUUAAUGCAAUUACUAACAACUCCUUGUGAAUGUA